UUUUUUUUCAUGAAAUUUGCCUUUAUCCUAAUAAAUAUCUUUACCUGUACAAAAGGAUUAGAAACGUCAAACGCGAAGCAACACCGUUCCUUCCUCUCGAUCGUAAGUCAAAGGAAAAGCCGAACAUCAUCGUUGACUCUCCUCUUUGGCCACACCUUUCGUCGUUGACUCGCCGUUUCCUGCCGAGUUACAGCUGUGUCGCUCAGUAGCUUUAACUCGUCAUCUUUCUCGGCUUCGCCAGUGUUAACUCAUCCUCAACCAUCGCAGCUUCAGGCAUCGUUUUCUUCCUGUAGGCAGGUUCGUAAUCGUUUGUUUACGUCAUUAACAGGUAUUGUGUACUGAUCCUGACAUUGAACUGAAGAGUUUCAGAACUUACCGAGAUACACAAAAUCCUGGGAUCUUCAUCAUCUUCUUCACCAACCCAAAACUCAUAAUGGUUGUUCUCUCUGAACUCCUUCCAGAAGGAUCUUCAUCUUCAUCAAUUCAUGGUCAUAGUUCACCAACUUGUGGCCAUAGUUCAUCAACUAAUGGUUACAUAUAUGAUGUAUUUUUAAGUUUUAGAGGUGCUGACACUCGUCAUAGUUUCACUGAUCACCUUCAUAAGGCCUUGAUUGAUGCCAAUAUCAAUACCUUCUUGGAUGAUGAAGAGAUUGAAACAGGGGAAGAUCUGAAACCGGAAUUGGAGAGUGCGAUUAAGGCAUCUCGGGCUUCUAUUAUCAUCUUGUCUAAGAAUUAUGCUUAUUCAACAUGGUGUUUGGAUGAAUUGGUGUUGAUCCUUGAGCAGCGUAUGACAUCCAACCAUAUAGUUAUCCCAAUAUUUUAUCAUGUGGAGCCCACACAUGUUAGGAAGCAACAAAGUAGCUUUGGAGAUGCAAUGGCUAAGCAUAAACAGACAAUGGAGGCAGAGACAAAUGCAAAUAAAAGAAGUCAAUGGGCUCAAAAGAUGGACCGAUGGAAUAAAGCACUUAUUGAAGUUGGCAAUUUAAAAGGAAGUGACGUAAAAGGAAGGCUAGAGACAAAGAUCAUUGAAGAAAUCGUGAAGGACAUCCACCGUAGAUUACAUGUAAACUUAAAAACUGCUCAACCGCUAUUUAUUGGGAUGGACUAUCAUAUUAGUUUUGUCACUUCAUGGUUGAAAGAUGGAUCCUCACAUACGGUUGACAUACUCACUAUUUAUGGUAUAGGUGGGAUCGGGAAAACAUCUUUAGCCAAACAUGUCUAUGGGCUAUAUUCUUGUGAAUUCCACAGAAGUAGCUAUAUUGAAGAUAUCACAAGGAAAUCUGAUGGAAAGUUUAAUGGGUUGCUUGGUUUACAAGAACAACUCUAUAAUGACAUUUCAAAAACAAGUUCAAUUAAAUUUCAUGAUGUGUCGGUAUACACCACAAAGAUAGAGAAAGCACUAGCCCGUAAAAGGAUCCUUCUAGUUCUUGAUGAUAUUGGUACUCUUGUUCAGUUGGAUGCAUUACUUGGAAGCAAAGGUUUUCAUCCAGGAAGCAAAGUUAUAAUUACAACAAAGGACAGUUGGUUGACCAAGAGUUGUGCACUAUUCAAAACAAACAUUAAACCUAAGCAUGUAGAACACUUCCUUGAAGGCUUACAUGAGACUGAAUCAAGACAACUUUUGUGUUUUCAUGCAUUCAUGUGCAACUAUCCCAAGGUAGGUUAUGAAGAGGUGUCAUAUAAGCUUGUGAAGUAUUGUCAAGGACAUCCUUUGGCUCUUGAAGUUUUGGGCAAGUCUCUAUAUAAUCGAGAUGUAGCCUAUUGGGAGGGGUGCAUUGAAGGGCUAAAGAAGGAAACAAGUUCCCCUAUAAAUAAUGUCUUGAGAAUGAGCUUUGAUUCUUUGCCAUCCACCAAUGAUAAGGAGUUGUUUAAGCAUAUUGCUUGUUAUUUUGUUGGAGUAGAUAGAGAUGUUAGCGAGACAAUAUUAAAGGCAUGUGAUAUAAACACAAGAUCUGGAAUCACGAAUCUCAUUGACAGAUGUCUUCUUAGUAUAGGAAGGGAUAACGAAUUGAAGAUGCAUCAGUUGGUUCAAGAGAUAGGAAAAUUCGAAGUACGUCAAGAGUCGGUUAACAAGCCAUGGAAGCGAAGUCGAUUAUGGUGUCAUAAGGAGUCAUUCAGAGUGCUGAAACAAAAAAAGGGUAAGGGAAAUCUUCUAGGUCUUGCUCUUGACAUGCGUAUGCUUGAGAAAGAGAAGUUGGGUGGAUCAUUUGAGCUGAAAACAGAUGCAUUGAGUAACAUGGAUAGUUUGAUGCUACUACAACUCAAUUAUGUGAUCAUGAAUGGGUCUUAUGAGUACUUCCCUGAGGACUUAAGAAGCUUGUGUAUGCAUGGGUUUCCUUUAAAGUUUAUACCUUCAUGCUUACCUAUGAGAAAUCUUGUUUCUCUUGACAUGUCAUAUAGCAAAAUUGAAUCAUUUGUCGGUUGUUAUAGCAAUCCACAACGACUUGAGAAGAGGCAAAAGUUGGAUGGAUCGUGCUUAAAAGACAAAAAGGUGCUUGGAUCACUGAAGAUUCUUAAUUUAAGUUUCUGUAAACAACUUUGUAGUCUUGGUGAAUUUGACCAACUUCCUGCACUUGAGAGGUUAAUAGUUCGAAAUUGCAUUGGUUUGCUUGAGGUUUGUGAAUCAAUUGAGCGAUGUGUUGAACUUGUCCUCAUUGAUUUGAGCUACUGCAAGAAGCUAGAAAAACUUCCAAGAAACAUAGGCAUGUUGAAGAAUGUUAAAACACUGUUGCUUGAUGGUUGUAAUCUCCGUGAUUCACGAAUUGAGAAUAGGGAUACCGAUUCACCAGAAAUUUGCAUGGCUAACAACAUGGUCAUAAACAUAAGAACCUCUUCUUCCGCGUUAAUGGGUGCUAUACCAAGUGAUUUGAAGUUGUUUGCAAUAUCUUUACCGAGGUCUUUAGUAACUUUGUCACUGUCAAAUAACAAUUUGUCCACUGAAUCCUUUCCCAUGGACUUCAGUUGCCUAUCCAUGUUAAAGGAGUUACAUUUAGAUGGGAAUCCUAUCGAUUCCAUGCCCAGUUGUGUGAGAACUCUUCCUAGGCUUGAGAUACUUAGCAUGCAGAACUGUGAAAAAUUGAAGUCAGUUGAGCAUCCUCCACGUACACUAAGCAGGUUGAUGCUCUUUUCUCAUGGGCGUUCUAUAGAUAAAGUGGUAUUUGAUUCAGAAAUGUCUCCACUCAAGUUAUCUCCAUUCCGGAUAGCUUGGCCAUUCGAAAUUGAAGGCAUGAUCAAAAUUCAACCAAUGGUAAAUGUUGAGGAAAAGGUAUUACGUAGCUUGGGCUGGACUAAUCCAGAAUUCAUUAACAAAAGGCGCAUGGGAACUAAUUCUUCGGAAUUCGAAAUAGAGAUGAUUUAUGAAUUUGGAAUAUUCAGCACAUUGUAUGAGGCGGAGGAGAUGCCUAGUUGGUUUAGGCAUAGAAGUGUGGGGCCAUCAAUAUCAUUUACCAUUCCAUCGUCAUCAUCUCCAAACAACCGCCUUACAGGACUCAACUUCUGUUCUCUGCACACAAUGAAACGUACCGACGAGUGGCCUCUAUUUCCAGAUGAUGAUCCGUUCCCUUUUUCUCCAAUGAUGACAAUUAGUAAUAUAACAAAGAACAACAUGUGGAUAUACGAACGUCGGAAGGACAGAUAUAUUCCAAAUCAAAAGUGUUGGGUGGUGUUAAGUCAUUGGAUGUUUGGGAGGAAUGAGAUGGAGGCUGGUGACCACGUUACCAUUACUGUUACAGAUCAAAAUGAUGAACUUACAAAGGAGUGUGGGGUGAGUCUUGUGUAUAAUGAUGGAGAAGGAGAAGAAGAUGCAUUGGGUUAUUACAAGUCGUGGAAUCACAUAAUUGGUGGAGAUCUCUCUCCUUUUCAAACUACAACCGGACAAUACAUCCUACUCAACAGACGGUUUUUUAUGUAUGGCAUUUACUUGUCUCCCUAUCAUCGUAAAUUCAUUACAGAUGGCCCCGACUAUCAAGAACAAAAGAAAGGGUCCUGGUUCCGAGCUUUAUCUCAAAGGAAUCCUGGCAUAAUUGGUAACUCACGUAAGGGUAAGGGGGAAUCUUCAAGGUCUCACCCUUCAUGUGAAACUACUUGAGAAAGAGAGGCUGCAUCUAACUGAACUACUCUAAAUCGAAAUAGAUGCAUUUUAAUUUUCCAGAAGCACUAAGAUGGUUUGAUCGUUGUAGAAUCUGGUACCCAUUUAUGUUAUGGGUUUUUGUUUUCAUAUCUUUAUUAUUAUUAUUAUUUUUAUUUAUGUAUCUUCAAUUACGAAAGAUAGGUGAAAACAAUAUGAAUGGUUUUUGAGCUUAGUUAACACACAUGUAAGGAAUAUGAUUCAAGUCGUCAUGCUGUUUUGAUUACUUUGUAUAUUCGAUAUUAUGUUGACUUGGUUUAUGUGAUUGAAGAAAAAACCAAAUUAAUACA
This is a messenger RNA of Lactuca sativa (garden lettuce), 4416 nucleotides long. RefSeq names its product disease resistance protein RUN1. Gene Ontology annotation, molecular function: ADP binding. Gene Ontology annotation, biological process: signal transduction; defense response. The record is from RefSeq and is a predicted model, not a curated record. Lineage: Eukaryota; Viridiplantae; Streptophyta; Magnoliopsida; Asterales; Asteraceae.